This is a messenger RNA of Neolamprologus brichardi, 2035 nucleotides long. Lineage: Eukaryota; Metazoa; Chordata; Actinopteri; Cichliformes; Cichlidae. The record is from RefSeq and is a predicted model, not a curated record.
AUGCUCAAGGUCGUCAAGGAAAGCCAGACGAGCGCAGCGGAUGCCGUGCCGGUACGGAAAGAUGGGGAUCAGCAUGGCCGUGCCGAGUUUUCCUGGGAAGGAAUCAAUUUGUCCAUGGAGGACACUACUUCCAUUCUGCCUCGUCUCAAGAGGAAGUCCGCCAACACCUAUGGGAUCGGUGCCCUGGCUAAGUCCUCUCUGUCAGGUGUGUCAGGUGUGUGCAUCAUGCAACAGUUUGCAAUUUCCGAGGCGACUCUGUUCGGUUGGAACUCGAUGGACGGGGAGAGCAUGGGAGCCGGCUCCAACCAGGGCAGCGUCGCCCACCUGAGUGAGGUCAACCAGGAGAGCAUCACCAGCAGAGACCAGGUGCUCCAUCACUCCUCUGCGGAUGUCUGGCCUCACACCUACGUCUCGCAGGGCCUGUACUGCCUGUCGUCUUCUGACGCCUGGGACCCAAUCACCAGCCAGCCCGAGGGCGUGGCAUCGCCUGCUGCAGGCUCCUACAUCAUGGCUGCCGGUGGCAGCAAUGGAGCAGGAGGCACACCUGGUGAGGGGUACGAGGGGACAGUAGGAAGUUACAUUCAGCAGCACCAGGUUCAACUCGCCCUGCAGCAGCAGAGUCAACUCCAACAGCUCCAACAGCUUCAUCACUACCAGCAGCAACAGUUUCUGCAGUACCAACAACAGCAGCAGUCUAUGGAGCACAGGCUACACAGUGCCUCCCAUUCGCUCCAAGCCACGCCCAAUAGCACCAUCCACAGCCUCGGUCCACCCACUCACCCUCGGCUAGCUGACCUGUGGGGAGCAGCACAGGUUGAGGCACAUCAGGUGGAGAUCGUUGGACACUUGAACGCACAGAUGGCUGACAUGGUCGGAGGCGUGGUGGAGACGGUCGGAGAAGAGCCGGAGCCCGAGUCCGAAGACUUCCCUGAACAGCGUGAAGAGGAGGAGCUAACAAAGGUAGAAGAGGUAACAUUAACUUUGGAGCCAGAGCCGUGCUCUUUGACGCCCUCCCCGCUGAGGGAAGAUGCCUCUUCGACCAGAGGUUCAAGCCCAGGACUACCAGCACAGACCAGCGAACCCGUCGCAGAGAGGAUACCCUUUGACGUCACGCCCUGCGUCGUCCAGUCAUUGGAAGAGAAAGAUGAAGAGGCAGACGAGGGCUCCAUUGUUGUUGUUGCAACCAACUGAGUCAUUUGGACGAAACUCUGUCAAAAACUGGAAAUUAAUACUUCAAUAAUCAGUCAAGCUAUUAUCCCAACCCCUCCCUCUCCCAAAUAUUUACCAACUUUGAGGCCGAGGAAAUGCGACUUUUUUUUUCCGAUGGGAAUGUGGGAUGUAAUGUACACUAUGGCCAAGGAGACACCCCUACCACCAGUCUAGUAUGGGGAAUCUGGAAUAUCACAUAUAUGAGACUAAUUAACUUUAAUUUAAGGCAGAAGAGAGACUUGAAUUCAGUGACUGCUGAAACGAGCUGUUUGAGAAUAAAGAUGCAUUCUAUAAACAGUUUGGACUGACUGGAACAAAGAACCAGGACUGGAAGCCAAACUGGCAACACAGGGAUGGGGAAAAUUAGAAGAAGGUGGGAUAAGAAGGGGCCUAUUUAUAAAUUCAGCGCAAUACAACAAACAUGGGCACAAUCAGGGUUUGCAAAUAAUUCCGAGUGGUUGUUUCAAGAUGCGUUCAGCAUCAGAAGUUGGCUUUUGUAUGCAAAAAUAAGGUAUUUCAAGGCCAGAAAUACCUGGUCAGAGAGCAGUUUGAUUGGCUAAUUAAUGUGUUUAGGUUUGAGUGACGGCUGAGAUGUCUUGAUGAGGUAAAGACGGCGUGAUCUAGAACUCAUGGCAACCUGAGGCAUGCACUUGGAGUUAUUUGCAAACACUUGCUCUGGACACAACCAAAAGAACGUGCAUGCUUUUUAACAGUGAACUAGCCCUAACAGUAUAACACAGUAAUACAAAGUAAUAAUAUAUCAAAUUGCUUUUUAUAAUAAAAGGGAAAAAAAUCAAAUAAACCGAUAUGUAUUUGUAUGAAUGUA